AUGCUGUGGCCCUGUAUCCAGUCUGUGCCACAGCCCAACCUGAACGGAAGGAUCGGCAACGUCUGGGUUUCUAACCAAGUUGGAGGCGGCUCGUCCGUGAACGCCAUGAGGACUACGAUCGCUGGGCUGCCCUGUUCGGAGACGAAAGCUCAGCAGGGUACCGCUGACUGGAGCUGGGACGGCAUCUUGCCGUUCUUCAAGAAGGGCCUCCACUUUACUGAGCCGCCUCCUGAGCUGACCGACAACUUCGAUGGCGUCAAGUAUGAUGCCUCCUACUGGGGAGACUCUUCUGAGAUCUAUGCCGGUUGGCCUCGGUUCUAUUACCCAGGUGUGACUCCACUCUUUGAGGCGUUCAAGGAGAUUGACGGCGUUGAGUUCCCGUCCGACAGUGGUGCUGGGAAGGCAGACUGUCACGCGCUUGGCCACUAUCUCAACGUCAACGCUAGCCGCCCUAACUACCACCUUUUGAUCAACACCCAGGUCCGCAGGCUUCUAGUGGAUGAUGAGCUCUCUGCCACAGGAGUUGAGUUUCCGUUGGAAGACAACACCCUGUUCACCGUCAACGCAGAGAAGGAGGUCAUUCUUUCUGCCGGCACUGUCCACACUCCUCACCUCUUGCAGCUGAGCGGCAUCGGCCCCAAGAAGAUUCUUGAGGCUGGAGGUAUUGACGUGCGCGUUUCACUAUGCCCAUACUCCAUCGCACUCACCAACCUGGCUGGCUGGCUCCCCUUCACCGUCGUGUCGGACAAGGCCGACGAGCUUGCCACGAAGCUGGAGCAACAAGACUUUGCCAGCCUGUUGCCAGCCGACGCCGCCGCCACUGUGGUCGCCGGCUUCGAGGCGCAGAUGAAGAUGCUAGCUGCCCAGAUGCGCUCCAAGGACACGGCCUUCACCCGUUUCCAGCUCAUCGCCGACCAUGGCGCGCAGGGUUCUGUGGCGAUGCAAUCCUUCAGCCGCGGCACCAUCAACAUCAACACGACCGACCCGCUGAACACGGAGCCCGUGAUCGACUACCGCUCCCUGACCAACCCCCUGGAGGCCGACUUCUUCGUCGAGUCGAUCAGGUUCCUCCGGCGCUACAACUUUGAGACCUCCCUUGCCUCCGAGUUUGCUCCGGUCGAGUACGUCCCUGGCCCUGACGUCGUCUCGGACGAGGACCUCAAGGCCUACAUCGCCAGAGCUAUGUCGCCGACCGACUACCACCCUGUCGGCACAGCAUCUAUGCUGCCGCUGAAGUUGGGAGGCAUCGUCGACCAAACCUUGCGUGUGUACGGAGUCAAGAACCUGAGGGUAGUCGACGCCAGUGUCAUGCCCAUGGUUCCCUCUGCCAACACGUGCCAGCCUACCUACGCCCUGGCCGAGAAGGCAGCGGAAAUUAUCAAGCAAGGCAUCUAA
This is a messenger RNA of Colletotrichum graminicola M1.001, 1395 nucleotides long. Its product is annotated as GMC oxidoreductase. The record is from RefSeq and is a predicted model, not a curated record. Bases 1 to 1395 code for a protein of 464 amino acids. Gene Ontology annotation, molecular function: flavin adenine dinucleotide binding; oxidoreductase activity, acting on CH-OH group of donors. Gene Ontology annotation, biological process: secondary metabolite biosynthetic process. NCBI's taxonomy places the organism in Eukaryota, Fungi, Ascomycota, Sordariomycetes, Glomerellales, Glomerellaceae. The transcript is spliced from 6 exons.